AUGGUCGGGUCAAGGGGUCUGCGAGCCAACCGAGACAAGAUCGACGUUGUUCUUACAAUGAAAGCUCCAACAUCAGUUAAAAAAAUUCAGUCUUUGAAUGGACGACCAGCCGCUCUCCACCGGUUCCUGUCAAAAGCAGCAGACAGAUCGCUCCCAUUCAUGGAUGUGCUCAAAAAAAGCUUCAGGUCAGAGUUCAAAUGGACCGAAGAAGCCGCACGAUCUUUUGAAGAACUUAAAACUUAUCUCGGCACUUUGCCGACGCUCACCGUACCUGAAAAAGACGAAGUAUUGACGGUCUAUCUGGUCGCGUCGUACGGAACAAUCAGUGCAGUACUCGUUGCUCACCGAACUGGGGCACAAAUUCCCAUUUAUUAUGUGAGCCGAACAUUGAAAGAUUAUGAAACGAGGUACUCAAGCCUGGAAAAAUUAGCCCUGGCGCUGGUUCAUGCCUCCAGAAGGAUUCGUCGGUAUUUUCAGGCCCACCCAAUUGAAGUACGAACGAACCAAAGAAUCCAGCAUGUUCUUCGACGACCGGAAGUUUCAGGGCGUAUGGCAAAGUGGGCAAUCGAGCUGGGUGCAUUCAAUAUUACUUUCAGAACCAAGGGACCCCUGAAGGGGCAGGUGAUAGCUGAUUUCCUAGUAGAAAUGCCGGAAGAAAAAGUAGUCGAAGAAGCCGCGAAAGCUCCAGCCAAACCCUGGACCCUAUACACAGACGGAGCUUCAAGUUCCGAAGGGUCAUGGGCAGGCUUAAUUCUCACCGACCCAGACGGUACGGAUGUGACGUACGCGCUCCGUUUAGAGUUCAAGAGCUCCAACAACGAAGCCGAAUAUGAGGCCUUUUUGGCUGGCUUACGUCUAGCGCUAAAAGUCGGAGCAAGAAAUGUCGUAGCCCAUGUAGAUUCGUUGCUCGUAGCAAACCAAGUAAAUGGGGAAUAUGAAGCAAGAGAAGCCAACAUGAUCGAGUAUCUCGAGCAAGUAAAGCAAGUAAUGGCAUCGUUCGAGGCAUGUAAAGUUGAACACAUCCCCCGAAGCAAAAACAAAAAAGCUGAUGCGUUAAGCAAGUUGGCGUCGGUAUCAUUUAGUCACCUAGCUAAAGAAGUGAGGGUGGAAGUCUUAAACGCACCUUCAAUUGCAGUUCCGCAGGUUAUGCAAGUAGAAGCUCCGGUGCAAACAUGGAUGACACCCAUAAUCAACUACUUGGUGCACGACGUUCUACCGGUUGACAAAGCAGAAGCAAGAAAGAUCCAAAUCAACUCUCUUCAGUACCAAAUGCAAGAAGGAGGGUUAUACCGAAAGACCUUUCUUGGACCACUGCUGAAAUGUCUUGACCCAGAGCAAGCCAGUUACAUCAUCAGGGAAAUACAUUAUGGCAUUUGCGGCAUUCACGCCGGACAAAAAAUGGUUGUGGCCAAAGUAAAAAAUGCAGGAUAUUACUGGCCUGGGAUGCACGAGAGUGCAGUUAAGGAGCUUCAACAAUGUGAUGAGUGCCAAAGGCAUGCACCGAUAAGCCUUCGGGCCAAGAAUGAAAUGAUUCCGGUGACUGCAGCAUGGCCCUUCCAAAAGUGGGGCGUUGACAUAGUUUGUCCUUUCCCUCGAUCGAGCGGAAGCGCCCAGUAUUUGCUAAUCGUAGUGGAUUAUUUCACCAAAUGGGUGGAAGCUCGACCGUUUACAGUCAUCUCCGGCUACAAUGUAACGAGAUUCUUUUGGGAGCAAAUCGUGUGCCGCUUCGGUCUUCCACUCUACAUCGUAAGCGACAAUGCAAAGCAAUUCGCGGAAAACCCGUUUAAACGUUGGUGUGAAAACUUGAAGAUCAAUCAAGUCUUUUCUUCGGUUGCCCACCCCCAGGGGAACGGGCAAGUCGAGCAGAUAAAUCGAAGAAUUGUUGAUGGGAUAAAGAGAAGGCUUGGUUGCGAGGGAAAAGGCUGGGCGGAUGAAUUACCAAACGUGAUGUGGGCUCACUGA
Molecule: messenger RNA, 1962 nt
Organism: Helianthus annuus (common sunflower)
Lineage: Eukaryota; Viridiplantae; Streptophyta; Magnoliopsida; Asterales; Asteraceae
Exons: 1
Coding region: 1-1962 (653 amino acids)
Biological process (GO): DNA integration
Molecular function (GO): nucleic acid binding; RNA-DNA hybrid ribonuclease activity
Source: RefSeq, a predicted model, not a curated record